GCGUGUGAAGGCAUGUUGGCUUUAAAAGUGGAGUCUGCUGAGAUCUCAGUGAGCAGCCCUGAGACUCUGUGUGCGUCCCUGCGUCUCAGAGAACAAGAAGAAGAAGAAGAAGAAGAAGAAGAAGAAGAAGAAGAAGCGACAUGAUGGCGCGUGUGCGGUUCGUGGUGUGCGCGUGUCUCCUGUUGGUAAUCGGCGCGCCGGUGUGGUGCGGCGCGCGCGUCCCCGGCUGCUCCGACCACUGCGACAAGUCCGCGUGCCCGCCGAUUCCCUCCGACUGCCUGUCCGGGGACGCGCUCGACCGCUGUGACUGCUGCCCCGUGUGCGCGUCUGGCGAGGGCGAGCAGUGCAGCGCGCACAGGGACUGCGCCGAGGGCCUGCGCUGCUCCGUGACCGACGGCGUGGCCUACAGCGCCACCGUGCGACGGCGCGCCAAGAGUGGCGUGUGCGCGUGCGACGCAGAACCGGCGUGCGGCAGCGACGGAGUGACCUACCGGAACGUGUGCGAGCUGCGCAGCGCGAGCGGGAGCGCGCAGCGUCACAACCAGCCGCCUGUCAUCGUCGUGCAAAGGGGCGCGUGCGGCGGUAAAGGUCACGAUGGGAAUCCUGACAGCCUGCGCCACCAGUACAACUUCAUCGCGGACGUGGUGGAGAAGAUCGCUCCAGCUGUGGUCCACAUCGAGCUCUACCGCAAGAUGGUGUUCACCAAGAGGGAGAUGGCCGUGGCUAGCGGCUCUGGCUUUGUGGUGUCUGAGGACGGUCUGAUCGUCACCAACGCUCAUGUCGUGGCCAAUAAGCACAGAGUGAAAGUGGAGCUGAAGUCUGGAGCCACGUACGACGCAAAAAUCAAAGACGUGGACGAGAAAGCUGACAUCGCCCUCAUCCAGAUCGACACGCCUACGAAGCUUCCCGUGCUCCUGCUCGGCAGCUCGGCUGAUCUGAGGCCCGGCGAGUUUGUGGUCGCCAUUGGAAGCCCCUUCUCCCUCCAGAACACUGUGACGACGGGCAUCGUCAGCACCACCCAGCGUGGCGGUAAGGAGCUUGGCCUCCGCAACUCGGACAUGGACUACAUCCAGACCGACGCCAUCAUCAACUAUGGGAAUUCAGGAGGACCACUGGUGAAUCUGGAUGGAGAGGUCAUCGGGAUUAACACUCUGAAGGUGACCGCCGGAAUCUCCUUCGCCAUUCCCUCAGACAAGAUCCGCCAGUUCCUUACCGAAUCUCACGAUCGACAAGCCAAAGGAAAAAACACCACAAAGAAGAAGUAUAUCGGUGUGAGGAUGAUGAGCCUCACCCCGACUCUUGCUAAGGAGCUGAAACAAAGGACGUCUGAUUUCCCGGACGUCACCUCUGGAGCCUAUGUCAUCGAGGUCAUUCCGAAAACUCCAGCAGAAGCCGGAGGUCUGCAGGAAAACGACAUCAUCAUCAGCAUUAACGGCGAGCGGAUCACGUCAGCGAGCGACGUCAGCACCGCCAUCAAGAAGGACGCAUCGCUCCGCACGGUGGUCCGGCGAGGGAACGAGGACGUCAUCCUUACCGUCGUGCCUGAGGAGAUCGACCCUUGACCUCUCACGUCACGUCACGUCACGUCACGACUCCCCGCUCUUUCUGAGGUGGUUCUCAGCUAUAAAACGAAAGAACACAGACAUUUCAUGGAGCGUGUAUCUGGAGCAAUGCUCAUUUUUAUGCCUAGUUUUUCUUUUUAAUACCAUUUGUAUAAAUAUCGAUGAGAUCAAUGCGCUGAAUCUCCUGUGUCUCGCUUCAGAAGGUGAAACCUGCAGUCUGCUGUUAUGCCGUUGUGAUUACAGAGCGAAACAGUGUGUGUGUGUGUGUGUGUGUGUGUGUGUGUGUGUGUGUGUGUGUGUGUGUGUGUGUGUGUGUGUGUGUACGGUGAGGAACUCGGGGAUGUGGAGGAUUUCUGUCUGCUCAUUUCAUUUGUGUUUGUACUCGUGUAUGUACAUAUAACUUUUCCCAUCAGAGAUACAACACACACACACACACACACACACACACACACACACAGUAAAGCUGCUUCCUUCCUAAAUAUUUUACGUUUUUUUAAUGAAUUAACCCCUGAAACUCCCCGAGCUGUUUUGCUGGAGCUCUGUUUAUCUCCAUGUUACUGUUCUGAUUCCAUUCUCAUGUUCAUUCUGGUUUAAUAAACAGAAUCACUGAGCUUUA
Silurus meridionalis is the source of this 2178-nucleotide messenger RNA. It is a transcript of the gene htra1b, whose product is annotated as HtrA serine peptidase 1b. Gene Ontology annotation, biological process: positive regulation of apoptotic process; programmed cell death; proteolysis. Gene Ontology annotation, cellular component: extracellular region. NCBI's taxonomy places the organism in Eukaryota, Metazoa, Chordata, Actinopteri, Siluriformes, Siluridae. Gene Ontology annotation, molecular function: serine-type endopeptidase activity; protein binding. The record is from RefSeq and is a predicted model, not a curated record.